AUGGGCUUACAAACCUAUAUCCCAGAGCUGCCAAAAGACACAACUCUUGAAGGCAGGACUGUUCUCGUCACUGGCGGCACUAACGGUAUCGGUUUCGAAGCUGCCCGACAAUUUCUUACAUUCAAAGUGCCCCGUAUCAUAAUCACAGCUCGCAAUGCAUCUAGAGGAGCAGAAUCUGUGCGAGCUCUUCGUGCAGAUCCUGAAGUUGCCAAAAACAACCCCAACGCUAUCAUUGAUGUAUUUGACUUGGACCUCGACGAUUACAAGUCUGUGAUUAAAUUCAGUGAACAUGUCAAGAAGGAGGCGCCUGCUUUGGAUGUACUGGUCUGCAAUGCUGGUAUGGCCCAAAUGGUGUUUAAGAUGAGUGUGACUGGACAUGAACAGAUUAUGCAAGUGAACUGUUGGAGCAAUUUCCUACUCGUGUUGGAACUGCUUCCCGUGCUCCAAGCCACUGCAGCAAGAAAAGGACAACCAUCUCAUCUCACAUUCGUUGGAUCCAACAUGCAGAUGGGACAUACCCUUGCCUCGAAUCCCAUCCCCUCAUCUACGAAUGUCCUCGCCUUUUUCGAUGAUGAGCAAGCCGCCAAAAAGAUGAAACGAUACAACGACAGUAAAUUAGUAGUGAAUGCCUUCAUCCACCAUCUAGCUACCAUAGUUCCUAGUUCGGAAGUUAUCAUGAAUAAUUUCUGUCCAGGUGCUGUCCCGACAAAUUUUGAACAACACAUGCCCUGGUUGAUUGGGAAAAUUGUAUUGGCAGCCAAGAAAUCAAUUGGAAGAUCCAUCCAGGAGGCAGGUAGAACGGUGGUCUACGGAUCGGUUCUCGCCGGUCCGGAGAGUCAUGGCAAGUUUCUGCAGCACAACGUUGUUGUCCCUGGACCACCAUUUCUCGACGAAGAAGCAGGGAAGAAAUUCACCCAAAGAUUGUGGACUGAUACAUUGGCAGAACUGAAAACCGUAGACCCUCAGAUAAAGAUGGGAGCAUAG
This is a messenger RNA of Talaromyces marneffei, 984 nucleotides long. RefSeq lists its product as uncharacterized. Lineage: Eukaryota; Fungi; Ascomycota; Eurotiomycetes; Eurotiales; Trichocomaceae. The coding region runs from base 1 to 984 and encodes 327 amino acids. The record is from RefSeq and is a predicted model, not a curated record. The transcript is spliced from 3 exons.